UUGCUCUGUGCCGCCGCCGGGUCCCGCCGCCGGGACGGCGAGGCAGCCAGAAGGUCGAGCCAGCGGCCCCGGCAGAGCGGCCCCGGCCCCGAGCAGGGUUCCCGGCACCGGCUGAAGCCCCCGCGCUGCUCCCUGCCACCAUGCCCCGCGGGAAGAGGGACCCGGUCCUGCUGUCCCCCGCCGAGCUGCCCGGCCCCGGGGGCGAGGGUCCCCGCGCGGCUGGGGACGGCCGGCGCUCCGCCGAGGAGGAAGAGGAGGAGGACGGACACCUCCAGGGGCUGCCCCGCGACGACCUCACCAAGAGCAUGUCGAGCUCCUCCUUGUCCUCCUACCAUUCCGCCCUGUGCUCGGACGGCACGGAGACCUUCAAGGACUGCCUGGAGUUCCUGGACGAGGAGGGAUCGCCCGGCCGGGCUGCCCCGGGCCGCUGGGCUCCGGCGGGGGCCCCCGGCGUGCCCCCGCCGCCCGGCCCCCUCGCCCGCCCGCAGCGGGCUCAGCUGUCCAGCGCGGCUAAGAAUAGCCCAGCUCCGGGCCAGGGGGGCAGGAUGGGUCCCCUCGGUGGGGACCGGCAGCCUGUGCCGGCCGCGGCCGCCGGCGGGGAGCCGGCCGUGCCCCGGCAGCCCGGGGCGAUGCUCGCCGCGGCUCCCAGCGACUCGGACGAGGUGGACGGCGAGGUGCAGGCGCUGACGGCCAGGGCUUUCCGCAGCCUCUCGGGGCUCCCCGGAGCUCGCCUCGACAUGUGCAGCUCCCACACCUCCUCCAGCCUCUCCAACUCGCUGUCGGAGGACGGCGGGCGGCCGCGGCGGUGGCCGGCGGGCGCCGGGGAGCCCCGGGCCCCGGCGACAGCUCUGCACUGCAGGGUGGGCUGGCCUUUCCCAGCCGGCGUGGACGGAGAGCUGCUGGGGAAGGAGCAGUUCGAGUGCGUGGACGUGGAGCUGGAGAACGGCGAGGCCAGGAAGGGCCACGGCAAGAAGAGGACGGUGCCCAAGCGCCAGAUCCUGCUGAAGAGGAAGGAGAGGAAGGAGACGGGCUUUGGUCCCCGGGGGGAUGGCCCAGCGCCCCAGCCCCCUGCCAGGAAGGAGCCCCCCAGUAAGGGCAGAGCCAUCGGCGAGGACUUCAGGUUCAACUACCAGCAGUUCAUGAAGGCGGCGUCCCUGGAGGCCGGCACCGACAGGACCCGGGCUGCGUCGUGCCUGGUGAAAAACGUCCUGGCCAAGAAGAUGCAGUACGAGCAGCGCAUCAAGAUGGAGCAGAAGGGGCUGCGGGGCAGCUCGACCUCCUCGGGGCCGUCCUCCGCCGGCACCGACCUGCUGGGGGAUGGUCUGGAGGGCAAGUCCAGCUCGCUGUCCCGCUCGGACUGCAGCUUCUCGGCCGAGGACCUGCGGGGUGGAGGGAUGCCGGUGGCCACGGCGGCCGCGGGGAGCACCGCCACCACCACCCAUCCCACCAAGGGCGUGGUGCUCAGCGAGGAGACGAGGGAGACGGUCUGCAACCUGAGGAAGACGUUCAACGAGCUCAACCAGAGGAUGAAGUACCAGGAGGUGCUGGAGGGCCGCUGGCUGCCCGCGGCCGCGGAGGAGCACACGUCGGAGAGGAUCUGCUACCAGCGAGCCCGCGCCUUGUUCGAAGCCCAGCCCGGGGUGGGGAAGGUGCUGGAUGUCGCUCCCCGGUUUGCGAGGGCGCCGAGGCCGUGGCCCAGCUUGAAGGAGCGAGCCAUCGGCCCCAUCCAUUCCCAAAGCCUCCCCUUCAAGGCCGAGAGCCGGGCGCUCCCCGCCACCCCGCCGCGCCGCCCCUUCGCCUCCUCCCGGGCGCAGGAGGCGAGGACGCUGCCGCAGAGCCCGCCAGAGAAGCCACCAGCAGUGCCCCGCCGGCCGCCCAGCCCCGGCACCGCCCCGGCACCCCGGGGGUCCCCGCCAGCCGCGCCUCCCAAGCCACAGGAGAAGGGGAAGGGGCGCGUCCCGCAGCCCCGGGACGUGCGCAAGCUGGUGAAGAGCAGCUACAGCCUCAAGUUCGGGACUACCGGCGCCUCCCGCGGCACCGUGGCACCGGCGAGCAGCGGGGAGCCUCCGCCAGCCACCCCUCUGGUCAUCCACUGCACCUCGGUCCGCCGGGAGCCGCCGCCGGAGCCGGCGGGUGAGGAGGUGCUGGCAGCCCCCGGCCGAGAACCAGCCCCGGCGUGUGCCGAGGGGCCCGCAAAGCCCCCCCACAGCUCCCCCAUCAACAUCACGAGGGUCCAGGCCACGCGGAGGGGAGCGGCCCCCGCGGAGGAGCCGCCGGCAUCGCCCCCGCGCCGGGAGCGGAGCGAGCUCCGGCUGCCCCCACGGGCCCCGGCGGCCGAGCGGGUGCCGCACGUGGAGACCCAUCUGCACGUCCUGGUGGGCCGGCCGGCCCCGGCGGCCCGGGAGAGCUCCCCGGCUCAGAGCAGCGCGGUGCUGCGGGCAGAGAAGACCGUUGUCCUGCCGCCGCCCCCGCCGAGUCCCGCGGAGGGGAAGGAGGAGCGCGGCCGUGGCGGCGGCAGAGCGCUCCCCGCUGCCGAGGGGCCGGAGUCGCUGGGGCAGCGGCCCUGCAGCGGUGACAGCCGCGACCCCCGAGCCGGAGCCUCGGGCGGCGGCAGCGUCCGGCCGCGGCCUGCGGAGCCGGCAGCGAGGAGCGCGGCAGAGCCCGGCGCCGGCGAGCAGAGGCAGCAGCAUCCCGGCGGCCGGCGGGUGUCGGUGGGCAGCGGGGGCUCUGCCGGUGGCACCGGCCCCGCCGCCCCGCUCCGAGCGGGGGAGAGCAGUGAAGGCUCCCCUGGGCUGCUGCCGGAGCAGAGGGAGGCCUGGGAGCACUCGCCGCUGCGGCCGGCGGCUACAGAGCCCUACCCGCCUGCUGCUCCGGCGGAGAACUCCAACUACUUGGCAAUCCCCGAGAGAGCCCCCAAAUCCACACUGAUGCCAAAGCUGUCCUCGGUCCCCAGCCCAGGCAGUGCAUCCUUUGGGACCCCCUUUGUCCCCAGCCCGGCCAGCACCUCUUUUGGGGCUCCCUCAGCCCCCAACCCAGCCAGUGCCUCUUUUGGGACCUCCAUGGUCGCCAACGUGACCAGCUCAUCCUUUGGCUUCCCAUCAGCCUCCAGCCUGGCCAGCACGUCAUUUGGAACCCCCUCGGUUUCCAAUUCCAACAAGUCUUUUGGGGCCACUCUGGUCCCCAACCUGUGCAGCACAUCCUUUGGGAACCCCUUGGUCCCCAAUGCAUCCAGUGCAUCCUUUGGGAACCCCUUGGUCCCCAAUCCAUCCAGUGCAUCCUUUGGGAACCCCUUGGUCCCCAAUCCAUCCAGUGCAUCCUUUGGGAACCCCUUGGUCCCCAAUCCAUCCAGUGCAUCCUUUGGGAACCCCUUGGUCCCCAAUGCAUCCAGUGCAUCCUUUGGGAACCCCUUGAUCCCAAAUGCAUCCAGUGCAUCUUUUGGGAACCCAUUGGUCCCCAAUCCAUCCAGUGCAUCCUUUGGGAACCCCUUGGUCCCCAAUCCAUCCAGUGCAUCUUUUGGGAACCCAUUGGUCCCCAAUCCAUCCAGUGCAUCCUUUGGGAACCCUUUGGUCCCAAAUGCAUCCAGUGCAUCCUUCGGGAACCCCUUGAUCCCCAAUUCAUCCAUUGCAUCCUUUGGGAACCCCUUGGUCCCCAAUCCAUCCAGUGCAUCCUUUGGGAACCCCUUGGUCCCCAAUCCAUCCAGUGCAUCCUUUGGGAACCCCUUGAUCCCAAAUGCAUCCAGUGCAUCCUUUGGGUCCCCACUGGUGCCCAAUCCAUCCAGUGCAUCCUUUGGGAGCCCCUUGAUCCCCAACCCAGGCAGCUCAUCCUUUGGGUCCCCUUUGGUCAGCAACCCAGUCCACACUUCCCUUGGGCAACCAUCAGUCUCCAACGUGGCUGGCUCUUUCUUUGGAUCCCCUUUUGUCCCCAGCCCAGCCAGCGCUCCACUGGGAACGGGUGCCUAUCCCCUUCCUGGUGGGGAAGUGCCCUGGAGCAAGCCCAGCCCUGAGCCUCCCCUGCCCCGACCCCCCGAGGGCUCGGCUGCUGUGGAGCCCCCAGCCCAGCCCCACCUGGAGGAUGCUUCUCAUUUCCUCAGGAGGACCGAUGGCCCCUCGCCGAGUGGGAGGAGCAGGCAAAGCCCCCCCAGGCCCUUUCCCGCCGCCGUGCCCGCCCAGCGGAGGAUGCUCGUGGAUCCCAGCAGCGGGAAGUGCUACUACAUGGAACCGCCUCGACAGCCCCAGAUGAAAACGCUCUACGACCCCGAGACCGGGCAGUACCUGGAGGUGCUGGUCCCACCGGUGGCAUCACACACCGGGCUCUACCAGGCACCGUUCAACCCGCUGGUCAUGUCCUCGGGGGUCUAUGGCCCACCCUACGCACCCUACGGCGGCUUCCCGGGGCUCCCGGCACCGCCGCCCUCCGCCCCCUCGCCGCCGCACCCCUCGCUGCCGGCUGCCGGCAACCCCGAGACCCCCGGCUCCGCUCCCAAGGGCGAGGGGUCGUCCCCUGCCGGGGGUCCCGACUGCGGCUACCUGGAGAGCCUGUACUACAUCCCCACGGGCAUGCGGGCCAGCCCCGGCCCCGAGCAGCCCCCGGCCCGCACCAGCCCUGCCGCGCCCGAGGGCUCGCUGCUCCGGAUGUGACGGGAUGGACCCGCGGGGAUAUCCCUUCCUUGGCCCGGCUUAGCCCAAAGUCAGCAUCACCCCUGGCACGGGACAGCCUCCCUGCCCACGGCUGAGCUGGCAAAGCGCCGAGGGGUAGCGGGCACUGGUUGGACUUCACUGGCUUCUCAUGGAAACGGGGACAGAAAGGGUGUGUUCCGGUGUGCACAGCUGGCAGCCCUCGGGGGACAUGGAGGUGUGGGCCCCGGCCAGCAAAGGGACCACAGAGGCCCUGCUUCCCCCUGUCCUGCCAGUCCCAUCCCAAGGAUGGCCGGGCUGGUUCACACAGAGGGUGAUGGCCUGGCCACCCCCAGAUCCCCCAACCACAGCAGCAGCACAGACACCCCAAAAUAGUAAUAAAAAUGCUGAAACAGCUUUAAAUCUGCU
Haemorhous mexicanus (house finch) is the source of this 5042-nucleotide messenger RNA. It is a transcript of the gene PROB1, whose product is annotated as proline rich basic protein 1. The record is from RefSeq and is a predicted model, not a curated record. Gene Ontology annotation, cellular component: nucleoplasm. The transcript has a single exon. The coding region runs from base 141 to 4637 and encodes 1498 amino acids. Lineage: Eukaryota; Metazoa; Chordata; Aves; Passeriformes; Fringillidae.